Messenger RNA from Nymphaea colorata (pocket water lily), 738 nucleotides. Its product is annotated as phytosulfokine receptor 1. Gene Ontology annotation, molecular function: protein binding. The record is from RefSeq and is a predicted model, not a curated record. Lineage: Eukaryota; Viridiplantae; Streptophyta; Magnoliopsida; Nymphaeales; Nymphaeaceae. The transcript is spliced from 3 exons. Bases 1 to 738 code for a protein of 245 amino acids.
AUGGUGAGGCUGGCAAAUGACAAAGUCUUUGUAGUUUUUGGUGUGUACCUGCCUCCUAGGUUUGGGGAAAGGCUGCAAAGCCUUUACAAACUAGAGGCCCUUGUUUCUAGAGUCGAAGGACCGGUUAUGUUAAUUGGUGAUUUCAAUGCCAUGCUCAACAGCCGAAAUAACUCGGGUUCUGCUCUGUUACCUGCUUCCUGCCUAUCUUUCAAUCGCUUUGUUUAUGCUUGCAGGUUAAAGGAGGUUGAAGAUAGUAACAAGAGCAUCACCGCGGGAGUUGAAGGGCUUGGACCCAUAUGGCGGGGUUGGUCAGCCUCGACUUGGCUCGUCGGCACUAUCCCGGCUUCCGUGGCUCGCCUGCGCAACCUGACCUACCUGUCCCUAAACCACAACGGGCUCACUGGGGCCAUACCAUCUGGACUCGGUAGGCGUCCCUUGAUUCACGACCUCGACCUCUGCUACAACCGGCUCAGCGGGCAGGUGCCGUUCUGGAAGGAGGUGGUGGAGUGGUUGGGCCCCAAGCUCAAGCUCGCUGGAAACGACGGCCUGUGUCUUGGCUCUGAGAUCGUCGGCACUGGCUUGGUUAGGGUGGACGUCGAUGGCUGCAUCUCUGACAACGUCGCCCAGUCGUUGGCCCGUGAUGGCUCAGCAGUGAGCUCGAGCGGGUCGAGUCUCAGAUUGGAUUCUUGGUACGGCGUGGCUCCGUCCCUGCUGCCUGCUAACCUCCUCACGUUAUGA